AUCAGUCCCAUUAAACCCCCUAAAACGAGAGAAUAUAUAUUGAUUGAUGUUGUUACGAGGUGUAGUGUCAUGUGUGGUUAAUGGAGGAGAGUUAAGGAGGAGAGUUAGUGUGGCCACCAGGGCCACCCUCCUCAGGGUCUUUUUGGGGCCACUCUGGGGAAAACCCCACUGGGGGAACCCCCCUUGGGGAAAUACCCACUGGGGAAACACCCAGUUUCUUAAGUUCUCCACUGCUGUGGGACUCUUGUCAGCCUACAGGAGUGUGAGUCUAGCCAGCAUGGGGGUUAAACAGUGUGUGGACUCCGUAACCAAAUCGGAGGAAGACCAGCGUGAGUAUCGGGCUCUCAUUCUGGACAAUGACUUAAAAGUUUUGCUAAUAUCGGACCCAGCAACAGACAAGUCUGCUGCAUCUCUUAAUGUUCAUGUCGGCAGCAUGACAGACCCAAGAGAAUUACCAGGGCUGGCUCACUUCUGUGAGCACAUGUUGUUCAUGGGCACAGAGAAAUACCCUUGUGAGAAUGAGUACAAUAAGUACCUAUCUGAGCAUGGGGGCUCAAGCAAUGCUUACACAGCUGCUGAUCACACUAACUACUAUUUCGAUGUUGCUCCUGAUGCCUUUUCUGGUGCACUGGACAGAUUUUCUCAGUUCUUUGUGACACCACUAUUUACAGAGAGUGCAGUAGAACGUGAAGUGAAUGCUGUUAACUCUGAGCACGAGAAGAACAUACAGAAUGAUUAUUGGAGGCUUGCACAGCUGGAGAAAGCUACAGCUGAUCUAGAACAUGACUUCAGCAAAUUUGGUACAGGUAACAAGGAGACUCUAGAAACCAUUCCCAAGGAGAAAGGCAUUGUUGUUCGUGAUGCUCUCCUUCAGUUCCAUGCUAAGUGGUAUUCUUCAAACAUCAUGGCUCUUGCCCUCUUGGGAAAAGAGAGCUUAGACGAGCUUGAAGCUAUGGUCAUAAAUCUGUUCACUGAAGUGGAGAACAAAAACGUGACUGUACCUGAAUGGACAACCCACCCUUUCGGACCAGAUCAGUGUCGACGUUUAUGUUAUGUUGUGCCCGUGAAGGACAUCCGUAACCUUUACAUCACUUUCCCCAUUCCAGAUCUUCAUCCACACUAUAAAACCUCCCCGGGCCAUUACCUAGGUCACCUCAUUGGUCACGAGGGUCCUGGUUCAUUACUGUCCUACCUUAAAGGCCAGGGCUGGGUCAACUCACUAGUUGGUGGUCAAAAGUCUGGUGCUAAGGGCUUUGCAUUCUUUGUUGUCAAUGUGGACUUGACUGAAGAGGGAAUCGAGCAUGUUGAAGAUAUUGUCUCUGCCGUGUUUCAGUAUUUGAACUUACUGAAGAAAGAGGGACCACAGCAGUGGGUGUUUGAUGAGUGCCGAGACCUGAGUAGUAUGACUUUCCGGUUUAAAGACAAGGAGCGGCCCCAGUCUUACACGUGUGGCCUCUCGGAACAGUUGCAUUAUUACCCAUUAGAAGAGGCACUGUGUGGUGGCUACCUUCUUAGUGAAUUUAAACCAGAGCUUAUUGAUAUGGUCCUCAGUCACCUUAUUCCCCAAAAUAUCAGGAUUGCUGUUGUGGGAAAAGCAUUGUCAGAGAAGGUAACAUGCACUGAAAAGUGGUAUGGGACUUGCUACAAGAUGGAAGAAAUUGACCCGGGCCUCCUGGAACAGUGGCAGUCUGCUGGACUGAACGAUCAGUUGCAUUUACCAACAAAGAAUGAAUUUGUGCCUACAAGUUUUGACCUGUUUAAAGAUGUGCAGCCAGUUAGUCGUUUACCUGAGAUGAUAAGUGAGACUUCCCUGGCCAGAAUUUGGUACAAGCAAGAUGAUGAAUUUAAACUUCCGAAGGCUGUGAUCCACACUGAACUUUUUAGUCCACUGGCCUACCUAGAUCCCCACCACACCAACCUGCUGCACAUGUUUGCACAGCUGUUUCGUGAUGCCCUCACUGAGUACACUUACGCUGCUGAACUGGCUGGACUCUCAUAUUCUCUCUCCAAUACCAAGUAUGGGCUUAACCUAACGGUGAAAGGCUACAAUGAUAAACAACAUGUUCUUUUGGAGAAGAUUAUGGAACGUAUGACUUCCUUCACUGUUGACCCCAAGCGCUUUGAGAUUCUUAAAGAUGCCUAUGUUCGUGCACUGCGUAACUUUAAUGCAGAUCAGCCUCAUCAGCAUGUUGUGUAUUAUACUUCACUCUUGCUGUCAGAACAUGGCUGGGCCAAGGAGGAGUUGCUGGAGGCAGCUAAUGAGAUGACAGUGGAGAACCUGGAAGCGUUCAUUCCUCGGUUUUUGUCUGGGCUUCACAUUGAGAUGCUGAUUCAUGGGAACAUGCUGCAGGAAUCUGCUGUCACUCUUGCUGCGAUGAUUCAAGAGAAGCUCACAACCUCAUGUGGUACACGACCACUUCUGCCCUCGCAACUCACAAGACAACGGGAAUAUCAACUAAGGGAUGGGUGCAGCUUGGUGUACUUAGCAGAGAACAGUGUGCAUCGCAGUUCUUCCGUUGAGACCUACUUCCAGUGUGGGUUGCAGGGUACACACCAGAACAUGUUAUUGGAGCUUCUUUGCCAAAUUUUUGCUGAGCCUGCUUUUGAUGAAUUAAGAACAAAGGAACAGCUUGGUUAUAUUGUGUGGUGUGGGAUCAGACGUGCUAAUGGUACCCAAGGCUUGCGAGUCAUAGUACAAGGAGACCGCCAUCCAGAGUAUCUCGACUCCAGGAUCGAAUCAUUCCUGUACAAGAUGGGAGAAAACCUAGAAAAGCUUUCCGAAGAAGACUUUGUACGUCAUAGAGAAGCUCUGGCAAGCCGCCGUUUAGAACGUCCAAAGAAACUCUCUCAUCUUACUGCCAACUGGUGGGUGGAGAUCACAUCCAAUCAGUAUCACUUUGACCGUGAUGCUUGUGAGGUGGCACACCUAAAGACACUCACCAAGCAAAAUGUGAUAGAUUUCUACAAGGAAUUCAUAGAAAACACAGCAGGCCAGCGGAAGAAGCUGUCAGUGCAAGUAGUGUCUGUAGCUUCUGGUGGUGCAGGAGACCUAGAAGCAUCUCAGCCACCCACCACCCAGCCUGAUGAUGGUCUUUGCCGUCCACCUCCGCUCAAAGAGACUGAGUUGAUAACUGACAUUGCAGAGUUUAAGCAAGGUUUAGCCUUGUAUCCCCUGAUGAGACCUUUCAUACCCAUCUCCAAGACUUCAAAGUCUAAACUGUAACAUAGCUCAUGUUAAAUAUGGUUGACUUUUUAUCAUAUUCGACUAAUGAUGAUGUUUUCAACAAUGUAUAAGUAUGGAGUAAUUACAUUGUAACAGAAA
Messenger RNA from Cherax quadricarinatus, 3322 nucleotides. It is a transcript of the gene Ide, whose product is annotated as Insulin degrading metalloproteinase. Lineage: Eukaryota; Metazoa; Arthropoda; Malacostraca; Decapoda; Parastacidae. Gene Ontology annotation, cellular component: mitochondrion; cytosol. The record is from RefSeq and is a predicted model, not a curated record. Gene Ontology annotation, molecular function: metalloendopeptidase activity; metal ion binding. Gene Ontology annotation, biological process: peptide catabolic process.